Nyctereutes procyonoides (raccoon dog) is the source of this 4590-nucleotide messenger RNA. It is a transcript of the gene OXSR1, whose product is annotated as oxidative stress responsive kinase 1. Gene Ontology annotation, biological process: protein phosphorylation. NCBI's taxonomy places the organism in Eukaryota, Metazoa, Chordata, Mammalia, Carnivora, Canidae. Gene Ontology annotation, molecular function: ATP binding; protein serine/threonine kinase activity. The transcript has 18 exons. The coding region runs from base 350 to 1933 and encodes 527 amino acids. The record is from RefSeq and is a predicted model, not a curated record.
CGUGGGGCUGGGGUUGAGGGCGGGACGGAGGGGUUGGGCCCAGGCGAAUACCCUGUAGCUGCUGCAGCGGAGGCCGAGGCCGGGACCUGGGCCGGGCGAGGAGUGCCGGCCGCCGGGGAGCAGUGGGCGAGGUCCGCCGGAGCUUCGAGCCCCCGCCGCUCUGCCGCGCGGUGACCCCGCGCCCAGACGCCGUCCGACCGGUGGCUGUUCCCGAGGCGGUUGGUGGGGGCGCGGCGGCGCGGCGGCGGCGGCGGCGGCGGCGGCGGCGGUUGGGGGUGGGGGAGGCGCGGCGAGGAGACGAGAGAGAGGUCAGCGAGUUUGAGGGAGGAUCGCGAGCCGCGCCGCCGUCAUGUCCGAGGACUCGAGCGCCCUGCCCUGGUCCAUCAACAGGGACGAUUACGAGCUGCAGGAGGUGAUCGGGAGUGGAGCAACGGCUGUGGUCCAAGCAGCAUAUUGUGCCCCUAAGAAGGAGAAAGUGGCAAUCAAACGGAUAAAUCUUGAGAAAUGUCAAACUAGCAUGGAUGAACUCCUGAAAGAAAUUCAAGCCAUGAGUCAGUGCCAUCAUCCUAAUAUUGUGUCUUACUACACGUCUUUUGUGGUAAAAGAUGAGCUGUGGCUAGUCAUGAAGUUGCUAAGUGGAGGUUCUGUUCUAGAUAUUAUUAAGCACAUUGUGGCAAAGGGGGAGCACAAAAGUGGAGUCCUAGAUGAACCUACCAUUGCCACAAUACUCAAAGAAGUGCUGGAAGGGUUGGAAUACCUGCAUAAAAAUGGACAGAUUCACAGAGAUGUGAAAGCUGGAAAUAUUCUUCUUGGAGAAGAUGGCUCAGUACAGAUUGCAGACUUUGGGGUUAGUGCUUUUUUAGCAACUGGUGGUGAUAUUACCCGAAAUAAAGUGAGAAAGACCUUUGUUGGAACUCCUUGCUGGAUGGCACCUGAAGUUAUGGAACAGGUCCGAGGCUAUGAUUUCAAAGCUGACAUCUGGAGUUUCGGGAUCACAGCAAUUGAACUGGCCACAGGGGCGGCUCCUUAUCAUAAGUAUCCCCCAAUGAAGGUUCUAAUGCUGACACUACAAAAUGAUCCUCCUUCUUUGGAAACUGGUGUUCAAGACAAAGAAAUGCUGAAAAAAUAUGGAAAAUCGUUUAGGAAAAUGAUUUCAUUGUGCCUUCAAAAGGAUCCAGAAAAAAGACCAACAGCAGCAGAACUGUUAAGGCACAAAUUUUUCCAAAAAGCAAAGAAUAAAGAAUUUCUUCAAGAAAAAAUACUGCAGAGGGCACCAACUAUUUCUGAAAGAGCUAAAAAGGUUCGGAGAGUACCAGGUUCCAGUGGCCGCCUUCAUAAGACAGAAGAUGGUGGCUGGGAGUGGAGUGAUGAUGAAUUUGAUGAAGAAAGUGAGGAAGGGAAAGCAGCAAUUUCACAACUAAGAUCUCCCAGAGUGAAAGAAUCAUUAUCAAAUUCUGAGCUAUUUUCAACAACUGAUCCCGUGGGUACUUUACUCCAAGUUCCAGAACAAAUUUCUGCUCAUCUACCUCAGCCAGCUGGGCACAUGCCUGCACAACCAACUCCCGUCUCUCCCCCACCCCCGGCAGAGCCAACAAAAACAGCUCAGACUCUGCCUUCAGGAGCAGGCUCACAAGAGACCAAGAUCCCAAUCAGCCUAGUACUCAGAUUAAGGAAUUCAAAAAAAGAACUAAAUGAUAUUCGAUUCGAGUUCACUCCUGGGAGAGAUACAGCAGAGGGUGUCUCUCAGGAACUCAUUUCUGCCGGCCUGGUUGAUGGAAGGGAUUUAGUAAUAGUGGCAGCGAAUUUGCAGAAAAUUGUGGAAGAACCUCAGUCAAAUCGAUCUGUCACUUUCAAACUGGCAUCUGGUGUUGAAGGCUCGGAUAUUCCUGAUGAUGGUAAACUAAUAGGAUUUGCCCAGCUCAGCAUCAGCUAAACCACAGCCUUGGAAGAGGUGGCCUAAGGAGAUUCCAUACAUGCGUAUCUCUGUUGCUUCUGUUGGCCUAAACCCACUACUGCCAAAGAACCCAGCAACAAACCUCCCGGCUAGGAGCUUUAGAGGUCUUUCUUUAUGUUCUUGCCAUCAUUCCCCCGUUUUCCCACAGAGAAAGAAAAGUUGGAUCACCAGUGGCCAGCAUCCCUUCAAAGAGUUCCGUUAGUAAACUUACUGCACAUGUUCCCUAUCUUCCUCCAUCUAAGAUGGGAAAUGUGCCUCCAAGCCCAGGAGGGAGAACUGUCAGCUCAUCUUGCCUUACUCCAAUGGUGGCGCUGGGUGGAAAGUAGCAGCUAUAUUGGGCUUCCUCAUCUUGCCUAUUCUCCCACACCUGACAGGAUGUGGGCAUAUUGGGAUAUCUCUUUACCACUGAAGUAGCAAUUAAAAAUUGAUUGUUUAUCUGGAGCCCAGAGAAUUUAAUUUAGUGAUUUUUUUUUUCUUUUUCUUUUUUUAAAUCUGAUGUGAAUUCUAGCAACCUUUUUUAGGAAAAAGCACAGCCUCAGAAGGAGGCAGCCUAAACUGUGUUCUUGUUUUGUUCGUUUCUAAGCGUUUUGCUGAAGCUGCUCUCAGGCACCCCUCUUCAUCACUCCCUCCAGAAAGGGUUGCUAGCCUUAACUUCAGCUGGUGCAAAACAUCUGACUGUAGUCGAACUUCAGCCAUCAGACCCUUCAGAGUGGAACUUUGGACUGUUUUUAGUGAAAACACCAAGUAAUGGCGUGUAAAAGUGAAUUUCCCCAGCAGUGGUUUUGAACAGGAAAAAUUGCAACUCAUAUCAUUGUGGAAUAAUUUAUUCUCGGAUCUUAAAAAUUCAGUUGAAGAAAAACUACUCCUUAAUCCUCCCAUGAAAAUUUGCCUGGCCUCCACGUCAUGAGGAAAUGCAAGGCUGAGCUUUCUACAGCAAUAAAGGAGACUCACCAGGCCAGCGAGGCCUGCCUUCCGCCCCUCUCCUGCACUGACCCUUUGGAGAGGGUCCACACUUCUGUGCGCUGAACCUGACCCAGGAUGGAAAGUGAAACCACAUGUGCCGUGACUUUGGAUUUAUGAGUAGACAGUGUUCAUUUGAUUUUCUAUAGAAAUAAUAUAAAUUAUUCUUUGGGUUUAAAAAAGAGCACUCAUAAUGCAAUAUGUGAGUAAUCGGUGGGGCCGAUUUUCUUUCCUACUGUUUUGCAGUCAGCCUCUAACUGCAAGUAGCCCAAACAGUUUUUGUAUAAGAAAGGGACACUCAAUCUGGCCUUAAAACACACAAAGAUGGGCUUUGGCCUCACGGAAAGGGGAGAGCUGCCUCUUAUAGAAUUGCUCAAGCCCUUUCCAGCACUGUUGGUCUGUGAAUAACAAGAUUGCUUUGUCUAGUUUUCUCUUGGAGCAUCUCCGGAAGCUUUCCCCACAACUCUUGUUUCAUUCUAAGCUUGUAGUUUUAGUCCUGAGCUUUCUUCCCCUUCCCUGGGUGCAGAGGCAUACUGAGUAAGGAGUGAGUGUUGGGGAGGAGGAGGGGGUAUGGGUUUGGGGUGGCCAUUGAAAGGAAAAUAGAUGAAAAAAAAAAAGAAAGGAAAAUAGAUGAAAGGAUCAAAGUCCAGGGUCCCAGCAGGGUUGGUAAAAAUCAGGAGCCUGCCAAACCUAGAGAGGGAAAAGAAGACUGAUUAGCUUGCUGGAAAAAUAUUUACCUUUUUCUUUCUUUUUCUUUCUUUCUUUCUUUCUUUCUUUCUUUCUUUCUUUCUUUCUUUCUUUCUUUCGAGAGUAGGAGGAAUGGGGGGCAGGCUGGUGGAAAUAAGAUGUGAAAGAGAGAUAGCAUCCUCUUUGGCACAGGACUAGUGGCUUACCUUUGAGCCCGUAUUUUGGUUUCAAGCAAGCUAUCAUCAUCUACUUAUUGAUAAAUCCAAGGGGUGAUGGCAUCAUUCUGUUCUAGCAUUCUAUUCGGAGGUGGUCUGGAGCCGAGGCUGGGUGUUAGCAGCAACCCAUUUCAGUUUCUCCAGCCAGCCAUUACUCUUAAACUGCAGUGGAACAGGCAUGCCAGUAGAAGUGGGCUGGGGCUUUCUCUUUUCUUUUUCAGUUCAGCUUUUGCCCUGCUGGGAAUUAGGAUCCAGACACCAAGCCCCAGCACAGUGUUAUUUCUUCUUCCGCGUGAUGUAUGGUGGACUCCCUGUGCUGACUUAAGCAGUGAUGCUGAGGAAAUACGUGAACAGAAACUUCCCAGGUUGGACAGCACGCGACUUAGUGAGCGACCUUGCUUCUCUCCAGGAGCAGUGGCUUAGGGUGCACCUCUGUCUCUAGGUCCCCAGGAUCCCCAGGUCCCUUGGGGUAGAGACUAAUUUAGCACAAGAUAACAUGUGCCAAUGUCAUUUGUGAAAUGUAUGGUCUUAUUCUAAGUGACUGAUGGAUUUGUUUGGGGUUUUUGCUUAAGUUUUGAACCAAAUCCUAGAGCCAGCUGAUACUAUUUAAUAAUCUGAGGAUAGAAUAAUGGUGUAUCAAUAAAUGGAGGUUCCUCCUAUGAUGUCUGGUAGAUUAUGGAAGAUGUAAAAUAUUUUACCUCCCCCUUCCCUUUUUUUGACUUUGUAUUUUGCUGCAUGUUUCCUUCAUUUUUAAUCAAUAAAGAGUAAAUUGUC